CCACGUGGCGGGUGAGAAUAUAUUUGCUCGAACCAAAUAAAACGCCAAAAAGUCGGGAAAGUUCUGUGCGCAACUUUUUUCUUCAGCUUUGCCCAUUCGCUUUGUCUCUAGCUUUCUUUGCAAAUCAUGGCUGCCCAGGCGACGUUCAAGACCAUCAAAGCUGUCAUCCCUCUCCUCGACCGUGUUUUGGUCCAGCGGUUCAAGCCUGAAACUAAAACAGCCUCUGGCAUCUUCCUACCUUCGUCAUCAACCACUACGCCCUUACCCGAAGCGACCGUGAUUGCCGUAGGGCCUGGAGCACCUAACAAGGAUGGGAAUGUGGUUCCUACUCAGGUCAAGGCUGGGGAUCGGGUAUUGCUUCCUGGGUGGGGAGGAAAUUCGAUUAAAGUAGGGGAUGAGGAAUACUUUUUGUUCAAGGAUGCUGAGAUUCUUGCAAAGAUUCAGGAGUGAGCGCUGAGCCCGAGCGCUUGAGUGGGACGGCACGCCUUAAAACGUUUACUCAUUUACGCAUCAUCUUAUACGUUUAAUUUUUUUAUACGUUUUUGUUUUCACGCACUAUCGCAAUAUAUCUGCACGCAUCCCCGCUCUA
Messenger RNA from Suillus paluster, 589 nucleotides. RefSeq names its product chaperonin 10-like protein. The transcript has 4 exons. Gene Ontology annotation, cellular component: mitochondrial matrix. The record is from RefSeq and is a predicted model, not a curated record. The coding region runs from base 127 to 450 and encodes 107 amino acids. Lineage: Eukaryota; Fungi; Basidiomycota; Agaricomycetes; Boletales; Suillaceae. Gene Ontology annotation, molecular function: protein folding chaperone; protein-folding chaperone binding; metal ion binding.